CACCCGUUAAAAGUAUAAUUCUUUAUUAACUUCAGCACCUCCUUCUGCUUCAAGUAAGGAGAAUCGUCUCUUCACACUGCUUCACUGCUGACCAUCGUCGUCGUCAUCAUCAAUGGCCACUGAUCUCUCUUCAGUCCCUCUUUUCUUCUUCUUUUUCUUCAUACUCCUCCAUUUACCUUCAAACUACGUUUUAGGGGGUCUCAUACUAGAAGACGGAUACACAGUAACAACAAUAAUCGACGGCCACAAACUAGAAAUUAACCCACACGCUGUCCUGUCUCGACCACAAUCGUCCGAUCUCAUCCUCCUCGACUCUUCCCAUAGUACCAUCUACACCAUAUCAUUUCCCAUUUCUCAAGAGAGUGUGGUUAAGCGGUUAUCUGGGGAUGGGGUUGCCGGUUUAUCCGAUGGAGAACCAGGAUCGGCCCGAUUUAAUAAGCCACGGAGUUUUGCAGUUGAUAAUAAAGGCAAUAUUUAUGUUGCUGAUAGGCUUAAUGGUACUAUAAGAAAGAUAACCAAUUCAGGAGUGAGUACUAUUGCUGGAGGGUACUCCAAGGGAUUUGGUCGCGAGGAUGGUCCUGCGCAGAAUGCGACAUUUUCUAGUGAUUUUGAGGUGGCGUUUGUUGCUGAAGAAUGUGCUUUGCUCAUUUCAGAUCAUGGCAAUCAACUUGUUCGUCGACUUCCUCUUAAGCCUGAUGAUUGUGCAACUGCUUCUCAUUCUGCAUUGGGAGCUGUUUCGUUUUGGGUUCUAGGACUAGGACUGGUCAUGUCCUGUCUAAUUGGGAUAGCCAUUGGGUUUGUGAUUCGCCCUCAUAUUGUGCCUUAUGAAGGCUCCAAUCCCUCUCGCUGCAGCGAGACAUGGAGGCUUUGCCUAAUCAAUCUGGCGAAACAAGUACUGAUGUUCUGCUUCGACAUCAGAAGCGCAAUUGCUAGAUCCAGCCCGUAUACACUUAUGAGUAGGCUCUUGUGGCUGAGCCUGUCUCAUUUAUCGCUUAUGUUUAGAAUUAACACUGUAGGUUCUCAAACUUUAAGCAAGGGGGUGGAUUCUCAAACUUCGAGCAAGGGCUUUGUGUCUUUGCUUGAUUCUGAUGUAAAUAGUUUUGAGACGGAAACGUCGCAGCUCUGUGCUGAGUUGAAGGAUUUGAUAAGUCUUAAUGGUCCCUCAAACUCAAAGGGUGAAAUCUCCAAUACAGGAGAGCAGGAUCAGUUGGGGAAUGAUGUUCUUUUGGAUGGCAAUCCAAGGAUAGAUACCAUGAUACAGGAAAACAUCAUGGGAUUCGCAAAGGUUGCUCAAGAAACAACAACUCCACUGAAUGGGACCUUGGUGAAGAGAAGAUGAAGUAUCUAGCAGUUUCUCCUGUAUAAAUUUCCACUUUGUGGGACUUGUGUAACUAUCUAAACAUGGUUGUCAUCCUGAAGUGAAAGGGGUUCUAUUCUCGACUGAGAUGUUUUAUCCUA
Molecule: messenger RNA, 1458 nt
Organism: Ricinus communis (castor bean)
Lineage: Eukaryota; Viridiplantae; Streptophyta; Magnoliopsida; Malpighiales; Euphorbiaceae
Exons: 6
Coding region: 113-1339 (408 amino acids)
Molecular function (GO): protein binding
Source: RefSeq, a predicted model, not a curated record